Molecule: messenger RNA, 1686 nt
Organism: Lodderomyces parapsilosis
Lineage: Eukaryota; Fungi; Ascomycota; Pichiomycetes; Serinales; Debaryomycetaceae
Product: tRNA (uracil) methyltransferase
Exons: 1
Coding region: 1-1686 (561 amino acids)
Biological process (GO): tRNA methylation
Molecular function (GO): tRNA (uridine) methyltransferase activity
Source: RefSeq, a predicted model, not a curated record
AUGAGCCCAUCGUGUGUCAUGCCUCCAAAAAAGAACAAGGAAACAGAACCGCAUCUACUAAUUCUGGAGGAGUCUAUUUUGGGGGAGAGAUGGUGUCCUAUCUAUGAAAAAAGUGCCAAAUUUGAGCCCAACCAUUUCGAACAGGCAAUGCUCAAUAUUAUAAGACAACCGAAUAUCAACUCUACCGUUAUACUACGAGCUGAUAUUUUAAAAGAGAAAAUUGUUGAUCCAAAUGAAGGGGAAACUACAUUUAUAAGCAAGUUGAUAAAUUCAGUACCCGAGGUUGAGUCUAAAGAUCGAGAAAAGGAUGUUGUUUUAUUGCAUAAGGAUCUACAAGAUGUCAAUGUACGAGAGGUGAAUUUGGAUGGAUGUCAACUCAGUUUGAAGAACAGGUGUGAAAUUGUGAGACGCAUGAUACCACGAAACCCCUUCAAAGAUUUUAUUAUUAAUCAGACAUGUUUGGUGAUGAAGACCGAGGACAAUCAAAGCGUCCUUGUUGUUUAUGUGCCACACAUAAGCAGAGCAGAGGAUACUCCAUACUAUCUACCUCCGGUUUACGCCGUUGGGAUACUAUAUCACAAUCAUAAGGUAUCUCUUCAUUACCAACCUUUUGAAUUGGAUGAUUGGCGCAAGGAGAGAAAUAAAAUAAAGAACAUGGACUUGUCCGAAAGACCGGUUAGAAUUGCAUUAAGAUUGCUCCAAACUUCAACGAAACAUUCGGGUGGUGUAAAAGUAGGAUAUGAAAAGCGGGUCAAUCACGACUUAGUUGUGUCAAAGGUGGAUUUCCAAAAUAGGUACAUCACGCUAAAGUCAAAGUACUCAUCUGAUUUGGUCAAUUCAUGGUGUGAGUCAACGGAUCCCAAAAAACACGUAUUUGAAGACCUUGCAAUAGCAGCCUUUUUGAUAGAGUAUUGGAAGACAAAGAAGUUUAACAAGGACGAGUUUGAAUUCCGUGAUUUGGGUUGUGGAAAUGGGCUUCUCGUACACAUUUUGAUGAUGGAAGGGUACAAGGGAGAAGGGAUCGAUGCACGAGCUAGAAAAUCGUGGAAGGUAUAUCCACAAGAAGUCCAGGAAAAGUUGAAGGAAAAAAUCAUUGUCCCUAGUAUCUUGUUGAAGCCCCACCCUUCAUUGGCCAAAAUUGCUCCACAUAUAAAGGACAAUGGUAGACAAUUUGCUGAGCCAAUGAACAAUCAAGUCACUUAUCACACAGCUGAAAGCUUGCUCAAUUCAUCUUAUGUUUGUACAACAGAAGAUUUCCCGAAAAAUACUUUUUUAAUAGGAAACCAUUCAGAUGAAUUGACGUGCUGGAUUCCGCUAUUGGGACAUCCUUUUAUGGUGAUCCCUUGUUGCUCACAUGCAUUAAACGGUAACAGAAUGAGGUUCCCACCAAAAAAAGUGAAAACAGCUUUGCUCAAUCAAGCUCUGGCUUCGACAUAUGGCUCCUUAGUUGACCAUGUUGAAGAUAUUGCCAUUUUGAAUGGAUGGCGGGUUGAAAAGGAAAUGCUUCGUAUACCAAGUACAAGGAAUGCAGCUGUGAUGAGUUGUGAAAAGGUGCAACCGUUUCAAGAAGAACCGUCGGAAAUUUCACAGUUGCGGGUUUUGGAUAUAAUUGCCAUGGAAGGCGGUGCUGAAGGGUGGGUUGAGAAUUCAUUGAAUUUAAUGAAAAAAGCACCUAGAAGUCAUUAA